Anopheles coluzzii is the source of this 3695-nucleotide messenger RNA. Its product is annotated as calpain-11-like. Gene Ontology annotation, biological process: proteolysis. The record is from RefSeq and is a predicted model, not a curated record. The coding region runs from base 1075 to 3330 and encodes 751 amino acids. Gene Ontology annotation, molecular function: calcium-dependent cysteine-type endopeptidase activity. The transcript is spliced from 11 exons. Gene Ontology annotation, cellular component: cytoplasm. Lineage: Eukaryota; Metazoa; Arthropoda; Insecta; Diptera; Culicidae.
GUGGGUUUUUGUGAAGCACAAGUGUGUACUAAAUAGUUUCAAACAAAAGAUUGAGCUAAUGUCGAUCAAGAUAGUGGAGCAUGGAGCGCAACAAGACACCUUUUGUUUGACAGUGCGCCGAUGCGCGCCGGUGUAAGCCUUUCCAUGGGUCAAACACAAACAGAACAAACCGAUCACAGUGCAUAGCACAGAGCGGACUGAGCGACAUUAAACGGGGUGCCACACUCCAUCCACUUCACGCUGUCCAACAAAACAUCGACCCAAGAGACAGCGAAAGAGCUAAACCAACGAUCGCGUUCGUGCUCGAUUACCGUUCCUGUGAGUGUACCAGUGCUAAACAAAUCCUCAAUAUUGACCUUCAUCGUCUUCUACCCCUCCUCGUCUCGGCUAUUGCCCUGCUCGUCCCCCCUAACCAACUCAAUUGACUAAACUGGAAAGAUGAAGCUAUAAGGUGGGUGCGCAACACUCACAUCAUCCCCAUUACGAAACACGAAGCCUGGUGCCGGACAACACAAGCAACGGCAUUUUAGUACGAGAAAUCAAUUUUCCCUCGCUCCGUACCCUUCCUCCUUUAUCGGCCCAUCCCGGUGGACAGCAAGUGCGCUCCAGAUUGUGUUCGAGGAGUGUUGCAGGGCGUGCGUGCCUGCAGUUACCGCACGGAUCCCUUCCGUCCAUUCGAGAAUCGUAGUUUCAUGUGUAUGUGUGAAUAGUUGUAUGUGUGUAUGUGUGUUGGUGUGUGUGGGAGGGAAAAAUCAGUGCCGAACAUGUUGUUCCGGAUCCGGCCGCAUCUAGAAGUGGAGCGCAAAGUGUACUGAUGUGCGACGUUCGUUGUUAGUGCCGAGGUAAAAGUGAAACGCAAAACCGGAGAAGAAGAGAGAGAGAAUUAGCAUGCCUCAUGGUGGGUGCGUAGUGUAGUACUUCGAGGCAUCGAUUACGGCGGGCGGCAUCUGUUGCGGUAAAGCAUUACCGAUAAAGCAUAAUCAUAUCGCAACGCGAAAGGUGCGAAGGCGAGUGUUUGUGGCCGGUUUGUUUUUUCGCUUUUGCCGCAAGAAGAGAGAAGCGGUUCCUGCAACAAUGCCUGCCGGUUAUAGAGCAAAUGGUCAUAUACCACACCCGGGGAAUGGACACAUUAGCGAGUUCACUGCCACGGAUAAGUAUUACACAAAUGGUGGACCAAAGCUACGGGGCUGGACGAAUGGUGGGAUGCAAGAUCAUCAGUCCACACUGUCGCGACCCCGAUCGGCCGAGGUCAUCACGGCGAACGGUAAUGGCACACUGCCAAACGGUCGGCACAUGAACGGUGUGCUUACGCGCGGCCCGGGAGGGCUGCACGAGGACCUGGAGUUCCCACCGACGCCCCGCACACUGUCCAAGAAGAAGCAAAUCGUCUGGAUGCGACCUCACGACAUGUGCGCAAGGCCACAGUUUCGUAUUGCCCCACCAGGGACGCCCCUCACCGCCAGGGAGCUGCCAGAACCGGUGGGACCCGGUGACCCCAGCUUGCUGGCGGCGCUUGGAUGCUUAUCGCAGCUGCCGAGACUGCUGGAGCGUGUCGUCCCGCCGGAGCAGACAUUCGACACGGCCAACGGGUACUGCGGCAUGUUCAAAUUCCGCUUCUGGCAGUGGGGCAAAUGGAUCGAGGUUCGUGUGGACGAUCGGCUGCCGACACGGGGCGAUCGUCCAGCCCACAUGCAUUGCGCCCAGCCGGACAUCUUCUGGGCGGCACUGCUGGAGAAAGCAUACGCCAAAUUGUACGGAGGAUACACCUUCUUGAAGUAUGGAACAGUAGGCCGUGCCUUACAGGAUCUAACAGGAGCGGUGGUCCAGAGUGUGCCUCCCAGUGGACCGCUUCUUGGAGGAGCCGUACCAAGAUCUACACUUUUGAUCGCCAUCAGUGGAUUGGAAAAAGAGACUAAACGGCGCCGCUCAGGUCUGCUCACGGAACACCCGUACUGCGUAACAGGACUUGCCCGGGUGCGUGCAAACUCGAACGACUCCGCCACCCACGGCAGCGGUUCUUCCGGCGGCGACACGAGCCUGAUCCGCCUGCGCAGCCCAUGGAUCGGUGGCGAGUGGGGCGGUGUUUGGUGCGGUGCCUGGUCCGAACGGAGCUGGGAGUGGAACGCCCUGAACGAACGGGACCGCGAGCUGCUCUCCUCGCGCUCCUCCAACGACUGUGAGUUCUGGAUGUCCGUGAACGAGUUUCUAACCCGGUUCGUCGUCAUCUGGCUCGCGCACAUCGGGCCGGACGAUUGGGCGCUCGAGCCAGGGCUGCACACACGCGCCCCCUGGCGGGCCGCACUGGCCGUGCGGCAGUGGCGCGGGGGCUUUAAUGCCGGCGGGCCGCACAAGUUCAUCGAUACGACCGCCACCAAUCCGCAGUUCCGCAUCCGCGUCCCGCCGGGCCAUCCGUCCAAGGCGCACGUGGUGGUGGCGGUGGCGCAAAAGUACGAAUGCUACCGCAGCCGCAACUACGAGGACGAGGAGAUUGGCUUCACCAUCUACGAGGUGCCGCCCGGGAUGCAGCGCGUCACCCCGCAGUACGUGAGCGAGCAGAUGCCGCUCGACUUUGCGCCGCUGUCGAAUUUGCGCGAGAUCGCGACGUUUUUUGCGCUGCCGGCGGGCGAUUUUGUGGUGAUGCCGCACGCGGCGCAGCACCGCGAGGGUCGGUUCCUGCUGCGCAUCUUUGCCGACCAGCACACGGACGUGUGGGAGGUGAACGAGGAAAACCUGGUGAUACACAACAUUGCGGCGGAGUUUUGUGACGAGCGCACGAUCGAUGCGCGCAUCCUCUACAAACUGCGCGCGCGCUAUCCGCACGAAAUCGAUGCCACCCAGCUGCAAGCCAUCCUGAAAGCACACGGGGGCAACAACCGAGGGUUCCGGGGGCUGGGCGGCAUCAACUGUGGUCCUUCGCUGGAGCUUUGCCGCGGAAUGUUGGCCUUGCGAGACCCGGCACUGGGUGGACGGCUUUCGAUCGAGCACGUGCCGGCGUUGAUUGGGCUGAUGCGCUUCUGGAAGGCGGCUUUCCGGCGCUGCGGACCUUCCUCCUCCGGUACGGCAACACUGAGCCGGGGCAUCUGGGCGUCGAAGGUGUCUUCCUACUGUUUGCGCGGGUUGCUGUGGGCCGGUGGAGCGACGGCGAGCAACAAAGUGCUGGAAGCGCUCGUGAGCCGAUUUACGCGCAACCGACAGAUCACGCUCGAGGGAUACCUGCUAUCGAUGGCACGGUUGCAUUUGGCACAUGAACGAUAUCACAGUUUGGAUGCAAAAGCAAAGGCGAGUCCCCUAUCGUUGGAGGAGAUGAUUCUAAUGACCAUCUACUCGUGAGGUUGUAAACAAUAGCAAAGCCAAUAGCAAACGUCGACGCAAAAUGAAGGUUUAAAAAGCAUCUUCAUCACCAAAGAGACAAGACACAGCACACAAGCACACACCUGGAAGGGCACACAUCCGAAUCAUGACCAAUAUUGUUUACUUUUGUUUGUUCGUGACCUGCGUGCGGUUGUGUAGACAGUAGAAGGGCCCAGAACGAAACUCCAACACACAUUAGCUGGCUGGCACGUAUUGAGCGAUUCCAAUUGGAAAUUCGGGAAGCAAGUGUGGCCAAAACGAUGCAGCGAAUCCAUCCAACAUAAAUGCAAUAUUAAGUUAAAUAGACUGAUAAUUAAAUAAAUGAAUAUUUAUGAGACUCGUUA